This is a messenger RNA of Recurvomyces mirabilis, 2199 nucleotides long. RefSeq lists its product as uncharacterized. NCBI's taxonomy places the organism in Eukaryota, Fungi, Ascomycota, Dothideomycetes, Mycosphaerellales, Teratosphaeriaceae. Gene Ontology annotation, biological process: secondary metabolite biosynthetic process. Gene Ontology annotation, molecular function: flavin adenine dinucleotide binding; oxidoreductase activity, acting on CH-OH group of donors. Bases 1 to 2199 code for a protein of 732 amino acids. The transcript is spliced from 4 exons. The record is from RefSeq and is a predicted model, not a curated record.
AUGUUCAGUCUGCUGCUCUGCAUCCUAUUCGCGGUCAUCUCUUUUGCACUACCACUAAACUCACCACUUCUGCAGUCAUAUGAUUACAUAGUCGUAGUGGUUGGUGGCGGCGUAGCAGGACUCACAGUCGCGAACCGAUUGUCCGAAGACCCAACCGUGAACGUCCUCGUCCUCGAAGCUGGUCCAGCAGAUCAUGGAGAAGGCAUCAUCAACGUACCCGGCAUGAUCGGAGAUGGCAUGAGUACAAUCUACGACUGGAAUCUAUCGUCUACCGCGCAAAUUUCGUUGGAUGGGAAGCCGCGUAGCAUACCUCAGGGUCAUGGUCUUGGUGGCGGAAGCUUGAUCAAUGGCAUGUUAUGGAAUCGUGGCGAGGUUGACGACUGGGCGAAUAUUGCAGCUCUAGGCAAUCCCGGCUGGACUUGGAAUGAUAUGUUACCAUACUUCCAGCGCAGUGAGCGAUACUGGGGUCUAUCAUCCGAGGAGCUCGCUGUCGCGUACUCUAUCGAGGCCAAUGCGAGUGUACACGGCAUAUCUGGGCCUGUGAACGUUAGCUUUCCUUCGUGGUAUUGGCCUAGCUCCCGUGCACUGUUCGCUGGUCUGAAUGAGCUGGGCAUACCCACAGCUUUCGAUCCGAACGCUGGCCAGAUUGCCGGAGCCAGUUUCCUUCCAAUCAGUCUGGACCCAGUCACGGGAACUCGAUCGACUGCGAGAAGAGCAUACUACGACUCCGUUGCUUCCAGGCCGAACUUGUGGGUGGCGACCUCACAAUACGUGACACAAAUUCUCUUCGCAGGGACAAGUGCGGACCUCAAUGCGCUCAUAAGCACGUCCAACGAUGUACCUAUCGGCGGUCAAGGCUCAUCACCAGGCGUACCAGGUGGCAUAUUCGGCCAGACAGAUGUGUCUCCAUCUGGUUCACCUUCGACGAGGAGAAGAGGUCUUUCCCUUCUCCAAAACCUCUGGCACAGCCUUCCAAGAGUUUUGAGGCGCCAGAAUACCGCUACCGGGACACAGGUAGUGCGGGCAAAUGGUGUGGUUUUCGCGGCGGAUGCUCAGAGUCCGCGCGAGGUUGUAUCAGCCACUCGCGAAGUCAUCCUCGCUGCUGGAUCACUACAUAGUCCACAGCUUCUACUCCUUUCUGGUGUUGGACGUGCAGCAACUCUACGGCAGCUUGCGAUUCCGGUGAACAUAGAUCUGCCAGGCGUUGGUAGUAACCUCCACGAUCAUGGACAAGUAUGGGCCUGGUACCCGUACAAUAACUCAGCUAUCGCAACGCCGCUGAGUCUGAUACGCAACAGCACAUUUGCAGAGAAUGCUUGGGAGGAAUAUAAUGCCAAUAGAACUGGUCCAUUGACUUCCGCAGCAUACGACGGUGUGGCGUUCCCAGCUCUACCUUUCAUUGUCAACGGCUCGACAGCCAUUGUGGACGCUGCCACAGCCCAGGCCGCAGCACAAUACUUACCUUCCGGCACAGACGGCAGUGUUGUUCUCGGCUUCACGCAACAGCUUCGUCUACUCACCCAAGCUUUAUCCGAUCCAACCAGAGCAAGCUACGAGAUCAUCAAUGGGAAUGAUGGAGCACUGACAGUGGCGAGUAUGCGACCUUUGAGUCGUGGGACUGUAACGCUUAACUCACCGCAACCCUUUGAGCCACCAGUCAUCGACCCGCGCUAUGGUAGCAAUCCAGUCGAUAAGCAGGUGCUGCUAGCUGCUCUACGCUUCAAUCAGCGUCUGAUCGUCACGGAGAGUAUGUCUCAGUUGCAACCAUUGCAAAUGUAUCCAGCGGCGGACGCCACGGAUGAUGAGCUUCUGCAGUGGAUCGCGACGACCUUGGAAACCGAGUACCAUCCUGCAGGCACUUGUUCUAUGCUGCCAUUUGCGCUUGGUGGUGUGGUCUCGCCAGAUCUGCUUGUGUACGGUACUUCAAAUCUUCGAGUCGUGGACGCCAGCAUCAUACCCAUGCUACCAGCCGCACAUCUGCAGGCUGUCGUUUAUGGAAUCGCGGAGAAGGCUGCAGAUGUCAUACGGGCAGCAAACGCCCGUGAUCAAGCCGCAACCAGCUCGACGCCAGCCACGACACCGUCUCCUUCGCCUCCCACGUCCUCAUCAGCACAGUCAUUUUUCAACGAUGCUUUGGUUCCAAUUGAUCCGAUGACGACCUUCGUGACUGUCGUUGAGACGCAAACGGUGUAUGCUUGA